UUGUUGCUGAAAGGCAUAAACUGAUUUCUUUAGUUUAUGCAAUAUUAGAUAUACAAAAAGGUAGAUAUGGAUACGCUGAUGUGGUAACAUACUCGGGCCCAACAUUUAUAAGAGUUCAUAGUAGUAAACAUGAUAGCAGUACUGCUUACUCUCAUGAUAAAGAUUUUGAUGACUUAAUGAAUGAGAGGAAAUUGCACAACUAUACUACAACAAUAGAUGAACAAUCUAAGCCUGUUGUUGUACUGCUAACUGAUAGUGGUCCUGAUGAAAACUCUCAUUAUAAAAAGACAGUUCGGAUAAUAAUUGAGCAUUUUGAUAAAUAUGAUCUUGAUAUCAUUAUUGUGGCAUGCUUUGCACUACACCAGAAUGCAUCUAAUCCAUUGAGAACAAAUAACAAGAAGUUAGAAAAACGUAACUUUAAGGCAGCUGGAGAUGUGCACUAUUGUCCAAAUAAGAAGUCUGAAUCUUGGAUUAAGAAGCAUGUAAUGACUUGUCGUUAUUUUACUCAAGUUACAAAGUAUAAUGAUCGAAGCUGCUGUAAGCCUUUCCACAGUGAAAUCACUCAAAUUCUUCCAAAUUGGUUUUUUCCUCCUUCACUUAUGAUUCAACAAAAUCCUGAUACUAUUUGUAUGGCAAACAUAAGUGCAUCUAAUGAUACAAUUCAUUUUUCUCCUUUUAUCUUAUCUAUAUUAAUGGAAAGAAAACUAAUUUCUUUAAAUAUGAAUUUACGAUGCCUUCCUUUUGAUUGGUAUUGUUUGACUGUCAAUAAAUUGAUUAAUGAAUAUAUUUGUCUCUAUUGUAAUUGGUACUUUGCUUUAAAAGGAGCUUUGAAAAAUCAUACUAAAAAAUGUUCAUAUAAAAAAUUUAACUUAUCUCAUGGUGAAUUCUUAAUUAGUAACAAAAAUAAUGAGACUAUAUGGGUGGAAGAAGAGGCUAUACCAGAAGAUGUAUUAGAAACUUAUAAUCAGCAAGUACAAGUUCAAGAAGAAUAG
Messenger RNA from Cetraspora pellucida, 992 nucleotides. Lineage: Eukaryota; Fungi; Glomeromycota; Glomeromycetes; Diversisporales; Gigasporaceae. The record is from the annotation of a GenBank genome assembly.